AUGUUCAUCUCCCGUGCAAUCCAAGCUGCAGUCCUGCUAGCCAUCUCUAUUCCUGUGCAAGCAUGGAACAGACUUGAUAAAGAUAAUGCGGCCCUUCUUGUUAUUGACCACCAAGUCGGUCUUGCGUCUCUAGUCCGUGACUUUGGAACUAACGAUUUUCGCAACAACAUGCUUGGCCACGCAGCGAUCGGCAAUGUCUUCAAUCUGCCGACUGUCCUGACCACUUCUUCUGACGUCGGGCCCAAUGGUCUUAUGUUAAAAGAAAUUGUCGAGAUGCACCCCAAUGCCACAUUUGUCCACCGCCAGGGCGAGGUCAAUGCAUGGGACAAUGCCGAUUUCCGCGCUGCUGUCCGUGCUACCGGAAGGAAGCAGCUCAUAAUUGGUGGAAUAGUGACUGAAGUCUGCACGGCGUUCUUGGCCCUCUCGCUUAUUGACGAGGGGUACGAGGUUUUUGCAAAUACCGAUGCUAGCGGCACUUUCAAUGAGAGACUUGCUGACGAGGCUAAUCGAAGGAUGGAGAAGGCGGGUGUUACUCUUAUGGGCUUAUUCGGGAUUGUUUGUGACUUGAUGCGCGAUUGGAGAAACACUCCUGGUCUGGACCAGCUGCUUCCUUUCCUUGACAAAUAUCAAUUUGCUUAUGGAUUGGUGGCUCGCCAUCAUGCUGGUGCCAUCGAAAAUGGUACUUUGUUCCCGGUCGAACAACUCUUGUUGUAA
Penicillium pulvis is the source of this 714-nucleotide messenger RNA. RefSeq names its product putative isochorismatase family hydrolase. The record is from RefSeq and is a predicted model, not a curated record. Lineage: Eukaryota; Fungi; Ascomycota; Eurotiomycetes; Eurotiales; Aspergillaceae. The coding region runs from base 1 to 714 and encodes 237 amino acids. The transcript is spliced from 4 exons.